Salmo salar (Atlantic salmon) is the source of this 5954-nucleotide messenger RNA. RefSeq names its product zinc finger, FYVE domain containing 9a (gene zfyve9a). Gene Ontology annotation, cellular component: early endosome membrane. Gene Ontology annotation, biological process: endosomal transport. Gene Ontology annotation, molecular function: metal ion binding. Lineage: Eukaryota; Metazoa; Chordata; Actinopteri; Salmoniformes; Salmonidae. The record is from RefSeq and is a predicted model, not a curated record.
GACUGCGUUGAACUAGACAGGGAAUUGGGUGUCGUUUUAAGACGUAUUUCCUCAGGAUCAAGGGGCGCUGUGCUGCUGGAUUUUCUGCUCUGGCUUUGCGGCCUUGUUCUGUAGCCUGGAAAAACCACCUCACAACGUUAUGAAAUGAAUACCGGACUGACUUAACCGUGGAGCUCGUCUUUAAUCCCGGCUCGGUCACCGUUCGGGAUGGAUUGAGCCAAGAUGUCGUGCGUUUUGCUGCCGUUACAGCUCGGUAACCUUUCCUCAUGUUAAGCCUUGGAGGAGGAGGAGGUUUUGUUCAGUGUUGUGGUACAACUAUUACUUUCAGACUUCUGCUGUUCGAGUCUGGCAACAACACAACUGUAAGUGGGGGUUUUGGCUUCACGGAGAGACUUGUCAAAUCAGAUUUUUUUAAAGGCUAUCGUUGUAAAUGACUGUGUGUGAGAGAGACAGAGAGAGAGAAUGAGGGAUUCCAACAGAAGGAUUUCAUGCUACUAAACUUGAUGAUGAGGAUAACACCAGUAUGGGCGCUUGGCGCUGGCCAGACUGGAUGAGGAAGUGAGGCUGAGAGAGAGAGAAGUCUGCAGAGAGACAACGGCUACCUGGGACUGCGGCAGGAGAGAGGACCUUUGGGCAGGUUCCUGCAGCUUGUGUCAGGGUGGAGUUAACUGACCCAUGGAGAAUUACUUCCAGGCAGAGGCCUUCAACCUGGAUAAGGUGCUGGAUGACUUUGAACAGAACCAAGAUGAUGAGACAGACAGUCCAACUCUGUCUGAUGCUAAGUGGAGUCAGAUCCUGGCCCCUCCGACCCACUUCUUGUCUCUGAACCCUGCUCUGGCUUUGACCCCUGACCCCAGGGACGGGGACUGUCCCCUCCUCUUCAAGACCCUCCAGGCCCCUGACCCGUCCUCUAGCCACUUCCUAGGGCCUGACUCCAAACGCCACCCCACUGCCAAGCCUCCUUCCUGGGGAGAGGAGAGGCCAGGCCGCACUGCAGACGUCCACAGCCCUCCGCUCCCCCAACCCAACAUCGGCAAGCUGGUGGGUGGUGAGGAGGGCUUGUCUCCCCCUGUGCCGGCUUCUUCUAGCCCCCCUCCUUACCACCAUCUGGCCCUGGAGAACGGCUUCCCCUCUAUCAGCUCCUCUUGUCCAGCCAGCCCUGCUCUCAACGGGCUCAGUGAGGAACCCUGCAAGGGGAACCAUACAGGGGUGACCCCUUCAAUCCAGCAGCCGUCUGCCCUCUCUGAACCACGUCCUGAUGCCCCUGUGGAGGGUAGGCAGGGGGAGAGGAGUGGUGGAAGCUCUCACAUUAGUCAUUCACACUUUAUCUAUGAGGAGAGGCUGGGAGGGGACAGACAGGUGGCAGACAGACAGGUGGCAGUAGAGGAGUCUAACCCCCGGCUGGAGCCAGAGAGCGCUUGGACUGGGUCACCCAUACAGGAGAGGGACAGAGAGGAGGCUGACAUGGCUGGGGGACAGUCACAGGACACUGGGGAGAGGGGACAGAAUGGAGGAUGGAGAGAGGGAAGACCGGGAGAAGACUCUGGGGGGAACGUACAGAAUGGAGGGGUGAUGGAAGAACUGAGAGGGGGGAGAAAGAAGGAGAAGAGUUUGAACGGAGAGCUGGAGAAGAGUAGAGGUCAGAAUGGAGAGAUGGCUCUCACCAACGGCCUGGCGACUGCAAGGGAAGAAGAAGAAGAGGAGAGAGGGUCUCUCACCCCUCCUCCCUCCAAGGAGGACUCCGUAACAGAAGAGAAGGAGAUGGAGGAGAGCAAGCAAGAGAACGAAGGAGGAGGAGAAAGAGGUGGUAGCUCUUUACCCAAGAAACUGAACAACAGUCGUUUGCAGCCGGUGAGCUUGCCGUUCGGCGGUGCACGUCCUAAACAGCCGGUCGGUCUCAAACUCCAGAUCCCCCGGCCCCUAUACGAACAGGUUCAGAACCAUCUAGCACCUUCUGCUGACACCGCCGGCAGCAACACCGCCGGCAGCAACACCGGUGGCGGCAAGAACAAGAACCUUGAGAACCGUGGCGGUGCCGUAAUCAUGGAUACGGCAACUGUAGUUGCCUUGGGUGACUCUGGUGGUGGUGUUGUGAAGAGGGAGUUGCUAACCGGGGCGUCUUCGUCAUCGUCGUCAGGCCUGGUGGAGGUGUCAGAGAACAGCCCGGAUAAUGACUUCCAGGCGGGGCAGCAUCACCAGGGGGCUCUGCCCAGGAAACAGCUCUCCUCCCUGGGUGAUGUGGCCCCCGUGUGGGUCCCUGACUCCCAGGCUCCAGUCUGUAUGAAGUGUGAGGUCCGCUUUACUUUCACCAAGAGGAGGCAUCACUGCAGGGCCUGCGGAAAGGUGUUCUGUGCUGCCUGCUGCAGCCUGAGGAGCAGACUGAUCUACAUGGACAGGAAGGAGGCCAGAGUCUGUAUCACCUGUCACUCUGCCCUACUGAGUGCUCGUUCGAGGGAGGGUAUGUGUGACGGGUCUAACCAGAGUCCUAACCCAAACAACCCAGCAGAGUACUGCAGUACCAUCCCACCUCUGCAGCAGGUCCAAGCCUCAGGGGCGCUGGCCUCCCUUCCCCCCACUGUCAUGGUCCCUGUGGGAGUCCCUAAAACAUCCAGCUCAGAGGGGUCUCUCGCACGGGAGCAGAGGAGGGUGUGCUUUGCAGACGGGAUCCUACCCAAUGGGGAAGCAGCGGAAUCCCCCAAGCCCCCUGCUACCAGCCCCGCUCCCUCGUGUCCAUUGGCCGUCUCGCAGUGUUCCAACAAAUCCUCCACUGCUGAUUCGUCAGAGCCUCCCACCACUACCCUCCAGGCGUUGUCCCCGGCCCCUGCAGCUCCAGUGGGAAGCCCUGUAGGCAGCUCCAUCAGUCUAAUUCCGGAGGACGGACUUCCUCCCAUACUCAUCUCCACCGGAGUUAAAGGAGGUACGGGAGGCCACAGCACAGACUAUGCGGUGGAGGAGCGUCCCUCUGAGAUCGUUCUGAUGCAGCAGCUGGAGGAGGGAGGUCCUGACCCGUUGGUUUUUGUGCUCAACGCCAACCUGCUGGCCAUGGUCAAACUGGUCAACUACGUAAACAGGAAGUGUUGGUAUGUGACCAGUAAGGGGAUGCAUGCAGUGGGCCAGGCUGAGGUGGUGGUGCUGCUGCAGUGUCUACCUGACGAGAAGAGCAUCCCCAAGGACCUCUUUAGCCACUUCGUACAGCUCUACCAGGAGGCCCUCACAGGUAACGUUCUGACCCACCUGGGCCAUUCGUUCUUCACCCAGAGUUUCCUGGGCAGCAGGGAGCAUGGAGGUUUCCUCUACGUCACCCCGUCCUUCCAGUCCCUCCAGGACCUAAUGCUCCCCAACCCCCCCUACCUGUUUGGGGUGUUACUGCAGAAGUGGGAGACCCCCUGGGCCAAGGUGUUCCCCAUCAGACUCAUGUUCCGUCUGGGUGCAGAGUACAGAUUCUACCCCUGUCCUCUGUUCAGCGUGCGGUUCAGAAAACCCCUCUUUGGAGAGACCGGACACACCAUCAUGAACCUGUUAGCAGACUUCCGUAACUACCAGUACACCUUGUCCAUGGUGAAGGGUCUGGUGGUGGACAUGGAGGUGAAGAAGACCUGCAUCAAGAUCCCCAGCAACCGAUACAACGAGCUAAUGAAGGCUAUGAACAAGUCCGAUGAGCACGUCUUGGCCAUGGGGGCGUGUUUCAACGAGCGGGCCGACUCCCACCUGGUGUGUGUUCAGAACGACGACGGAAACUACCAGACGCAGGCUAUCAGCAUUCACCAUCAACCACGCAAAGUGACCGGCGCCUGCUUCUUUGUGUUUAGUGGUUCUCUAAAGGCAGGACACCUGGCCAAGACCAGCAUCGUUGAAGACGGUGUGAUGGUGCAGAUCACAGGAGAGACAAUGGACGCUCUACGGCAAGCCCUGAGGGACAUGAAGGACUUCAGUAUCACCUGUGGCCUGGUCGACCAGGAGGACGGCCAGGAACACGUUCACAUACAGUGGAUAGAAGAUGACCUCAACUUCAACAAGGGAGUGAUCAGUCCUAUCGAUGGGAAGUCUAUGGAGUCCAUCACUAGUGUGAAGAUCUUCCAAGGGUCAGAGUUCAAGGCCAACGGGAAGGUCAUCCGCUGGACAGAGGUGUUCUACCUCCAGAGUGAUGACCAGGCUCAGCCCAACGGUCUAAGUGACCCUGCUGAUCACAGCCGCUUGACGGAGAACGUGGCGAGGGCGUUCUGUGUGGCGCUGUGCCCGCACCUGAAACUGUUGAAGGAGGAUGGCAUGGCCAAGCUGAGCCUUCGGGUCACCCUUGACUCAGAGCAGGUGGGUUACAUGGCGGGCAGUAACGGCCAGCCUCUCCUCCCCCAUUACCUGAGCGACCUGGACAGUACCCUGAUCCCUGUCAUCCACAGCGGGGCAUGUCAACUCAGUGAGGGCCCUGUCAUCAUGGAGCUGAUUUUCUACAUCCUGGAGAUUAUCUCCUAGGAGACAGAUGCAACGGACCCCCCCCUCCCGUUCUCUUGGUUCUCCCUUUCUCUCCGCCACCACUUUUUUUUAUUUUUUUUUAUUAUUAUUAUUUUAUUUUUUUACCCUCCCGUUCUGCCUUGCCUCCCAUCCCUUCAGAGAGGGGCUGAAAACUGAGCAGGGCGGCUAGCUAAUGUUGCUAUCCCUUCACAAGACGGACAGCUAGCUCUGCUGGCUAGCUACCAGCUAGCUAAUGUUGCUAUCCCUUCACCAGACCGACAGUUAGCGCUGCUGGUUAGCUACCAGCUAGCUAGCGUCCCUCCACUCCACCUAUGCACCAUCUCUUCUCUGUCCUUUGACCAGAUCACAUGAUCCAGGAAGUCUGAGUAGCAUUCCAGUUCCACUGUGGUAGCUAGAGGACAAAGCAGAAGCACUGCACUCUGGGAAAUGUCUUCUCUGAAGGCCUUGUUGUAGCAUGGGUGCUCUUAGGACCUAACGGAGAGGUGUCCAGAGCUCUGCCUGAUGAAACAGCGCUUCUAUCUCCGCUGACAAGGACUUCACGCGGUCCGGUGAGCUAGGAAGAUUUAAAAAAAAAAAACUCAGAUAAGGAGAGAGCGAGAGAGCGAGAGAGAGGAAGCAUCCUCCUGGUGAUGCAGUGCCUGCAGGCACAACUCUUCACAGAGGAAAGAAGGGUUUAAGGAAGGAUUUGAAGGAAGGACACUCCUCGGGUCUUCAGUCUGGCCUCUUUAGCUUUUUCCAAUGAUCACCAGGUUCUUUAUUUCCUGACAUGGACGGACUACAGUUUGUUUGCUCUAGUUGUGUUGUUGGAAUGUUUUCUAGGCAGCACAAUUGUAGUUGUCUCACCCUAUUCCCUAUUUAGUGCACGACUUGACCCCAUAGGCCUUUGGUGAAAAGUAGUGAGCUAUAUAGGGGAUAGGGGUCCAUAGAUUUGGGACAUAACCCAGGACUGCCCUCUGCUGUGUGAAUAAGGACCUCAACAGAGUUGUAAGAAUAAUGUAGUUCUGUUCUUGAGGAUGAGAAAAUGUAAGGUAUUUUUAUUUUUGAUCUGUCAAUAUUAUUUUGUCGCUAAAUUUGGCAGAACAAACCCCCCCCUCCCAUAGACAUGUUGACAUUUCGUAAAAAUAAUGACACUAUAUCUGAAGUUGUGUGUAAACAAAGAUCAAUAUAAUAUUAUGUACUUGAGACAUGACCAUUGUGGUUUUGUCAAGGGUUUUGUUGGGUAUAAAACAAAUAUGCCUACGAUAUGAACGACCAGUGCUGCGAUCGAUAGACAGUCUCAUCUGUAAACUCAGACAAUCACGCAUGAAUAUCUGCAGGAGAUGCAUUGACAAACAUCAUUAAGGUAUACGUUUUGUAUACUAUAUGUAUUAAAGAUAGUAAUUUUAUUGUAAAGAUGAUAAAAUCUGGUUGGCAGACAGUAUUGAGGACGUAGUAUAACGAGGACAAUGAAAUGAAUAAACUGCUAUGGACAAAUUACAUUAAAA